Molecule: messenger RNA, 3024 nt
Organism: Myxocyprinus asiaticus (Chinese sucker)
Lineage: Eukaryota; Metazoa; Chordata; Actinopteri; Cypriniformes; Catostomidae
Product: homeobox protein otx5-A-like
Exons: 3
Coding region: 761-1654 (297 amino acids)
Biological process (GO): multicellular organism development; regulation of transcription by RNA polymerase II
Cellular component (GO): nucleus
Molecular function (GO): RNA polymerase II cis-regulatory region sequence-specific DNA binding; DNA-binding transcription factor activity, RNA polymerase II-specific
Source: RefSeq, a predicted model, not a curated record
UAAACAGACAGACAGAUAGAUAGAUAGAUAGAUAGAUAGAUAGAUAGAGACGGACGGAUGGACGGACAGACAGACAGAUAGAUAGAUAGACAGAUGGAGACGGACGGACGGACAGAUGGACAGACAGACAGACAGACAGACAGAUAGAUGGAGACGGACGGACGGACGGACGGACGCACGGACAGAUAGAUAGACAGAUAGAUAGAUAGAUAGAUAGAUAGAUAGAUAGAUAGAUAGAUAGAUAGUAUAGUACUUAUAAUGCGUUAAUACUUAUAUGUAUAAAUAUAGACUAUAUAUAAUGUUAAUACAUGCCAAUGAAACUUCUUGAAUCAGAGAGAGAGUGAGAGUGAGAGAGAGAGAGAGAGAGAGAGAGAGAGGGAGGGAUUUGUUCACAGUAAAGUCUUGUGUGUCUGUAAUUAGCCGCCGUCUCGUCACUUCAACUCACUAUCAACUGGAGACGGAGACACGCGCACCGACCGAACACACCGGAACACCGGAACACCCGCACCAGCUCACAGAGAGAAAAAGAGAAUAAUCCUAGCAGAAAUCUCACAGACAGAUUUUAGAAUAAAAACACAGACUGAACAGACAACUGACAGAAAAGCAAGUUAAACUUUAAGCUUACUUAAUAAACUAGUAAAACUGAAGAUCCAGAAAGAGUUUCUAUAAAGAUAAAAUUACUCAUCCUAUAGAGACGAGAGAGAGAGAGAGAGAGAGAGAGAGAGAGAGAGAGAGAGAGAGAGAGAGAGAGAUUAUAGUCAUGAUGUCGUACAUGAAACAGCCUCAUUACUCCGUCAACGGGUUGACUCUGUCCGGUACCGGGAUGGAUCUCCUGCACUCUGCUGUCGGUUACCCCAACACGCCGCGCAAACAGCGGCGCGAGAGGACAACAUUCACGCGUGCGCAGCUCGACAUCCUCGAGGCGAUGUUCGCCAAGACGCGAUACCCGGAUAUCUUCAUGAGAGAAGAGGUGGCGCUCAAGAUCAACCUGCCCGAGUCCAGAGUCCAGGUGUGGUUUAAAAACCGUCGUGCUAAGUGCCGUCAACAGCAGCAGCAGCAGACCAGCGGCCAGACCAAACCCAGACCACCGAAGAAGAAGUCUUCACCUGUUAGAGAGCCCAGUGCCACCGAGGCCAGCGGCAGCACUAACGGGCCAUACAGCCCACUGCCGCCACCUCCGGGCACGGCCAUCACCCCGAGCUCCAGCAGCACCAGUGCCACAGUCUCCAUCUGGAGUCCGGCGUCCAUCUCGCCGCUGACAGACCCGCUCUCUGUGUCCAGCACGCCCUGCCUGCAGCGCACCAGCACCUACCCCAUGACCUACACCCAAGCUCCGGCCUACAGUCAGGGUUAUGCCAGCUCAUCCUCAUAUUUCACAGGGCUGGACUGCAGCUCGUACCUGUCUCCCAUGCACCCGCAGCUGUCCGCCACAGGGGGCGCUCUCAGCCCCAUCACCGCCUCCUCUAUGGGCGGACCACUCAGUCAGUCGCCCGCAUCUUUGUCAUCUCAGGGCUACACCGCCGCGUCUCUGGGCUUCGGCGCCAUCGACUGCUUAGACUACAAAGACCAGACGGCUUCCUGGAAACUGAACUUCAACGCCGCAGAUUGUCUGGACUACAAGGACCAGAACUCGUGGAAGUUUCAGGUCCUGUAGGGGGCGCUUCAGGAGGGAACGUUCAUCUAAUACCCAUACUGAGCGUCUAUAUGAUUCAUCUGUCAGAGCCACUGUGAAUGUGAGAAACAUGCUGAUGGAGAGAAAGACUACAAAUUACACCAAACGUCAAGUGUAGACUUCGAAAACGUGGUGCAGUCUUUAUUCCUGGACUUCAAAAGGGUUUAAACUCUUUGUUGAAUUUCAGUAGUUGACUUUCGAUCUUAAUUAUUUAUGGGUAAAACUGAAUGAAGUGUAGUUGGUAGAUGAUAGAUAAACGAAUAGGAUAUUUCAAAGUUUGGAUAAUGCACUGACUGGUAAUAUUGCUAGUGCACAAAUGUCCAAUGAGAGUUCUGAUAUUUAACACUGAUUUUUAAAGACAAUCAUCAAUUUUCAAGCACAAACAUCUUCCGACAUCUAAUCGUUUUAGGAGAUAUCAAUAUGGUAGAUGAUGUUUCAACUUUCAGAAGUGAUCUAUUCUUUUACAUCUGUAAAUAAGCUGCUUUUGAUACUGCUGAGUAUUUCAGAGCCAAAUGGUGAGACACAAAAGUUCCUGGACGACCGCUGUUUCUAUAAAAAUGAGCUCAAAACGCGAGGAGCUGCUAAAGACACUAUAAAUGACGCUCGGUGCUUUUGUGUCUUCGUUUGAGUCGCUCGGGUGGAGCUGAACUUUAUCUGCUCCUUAUCGUGAAUUUGAACAGUCGUCACGAUAACCGUGUCCACAGAACACCAAACGAGAUGUCGAGAACUCACAAGAUUUGUCAUGAAUGAAUAACUUAAGAUCUUUCAUUCAUGUUUUAAAUGUUACUUUAAUUGAUAUUAUAAUAUUAGAUCACAAUAUAUAUUUGUGAGUUCUGAACCUGUGGUCAUUUGUUAUUGUCUGAUGUUUAUUUUUUGGAUAUUAUAAAGAUGAGUUUGUUCUGUCAUUUGUUAGAAAAGCGUCUAAAAACAAUCAGUGUUUUUUGUCUCUCUUUCUUUGUAAUGAUUAAACAUGACUUCAUGUCUGUAAUAUGAAAUGAGAAACUCUUUCUCUCUCAAUGCCAACAAUCAUCUUGUUUUCUCAAACUCAGGGGUUUUUAGGCUGCCAUACUGUUUAUGUCUGCUUGUAAAAAUCAAGUCUUCAUUUGUAAAGUCAUGCUUUUUCCAUUGUGUUUGCAUUUAGAUUCUUGUAGUAACACUAUUUUAAAUAAAUUACACUUUCUUUCUAUACAUGCAGAACAAGUUAAUUCUAUUGGUUGUGAUUUGUAUUUUUAUUUUAUUAUAUUUUGAGCUGAUUUAGCAAAUUCAAUUACAUCUGUUAAACAAAUAACUGACUGAAAAGUAUAUUUAAACUACAAAUAACUAAAAAUAAGUAACUAUAUUUUUCAAAAAGA